Molecule: messenger RNA, 3928 nt
Organism: Phoenix dactylifera (date palm)
Lineage: Eukaryota; Viridiplantae; Streptophyta; Magnoliopsida; Arecales; Arecaceae
Product: Pentatricopeptide repeat (PPR) superfamily protein
Molecular function (GO): protein binding
Source: RefSeq, a predicted model, not a curated record
UCACAUAAGUAUUGCUACGUAACCUACUUGAUUGUAGCCAUUUUAUGGCUUUCUUAUAGGCCAGGAAUAGAAAGCUCUAUUGAAAUAUUAUCUUGUUGUUUGAUUAACUUUCCAAAAUCUAAGACUGCGUGGCCUUCUGAUCUUUUGCUCAAAUCGUGCAACCCAUGCAAUCUCCACUUUAGUUCUUAACAUGAAGUAGAGAAAUAAGACAUGAUGUGAAGCAUAUAGUAGUUUUUAGUUUAAGAAAUCAUAUAUUGGUACCUUGUAGGAGGAGAUGAAAUAUUUUCUGGCCUCCUUACUUUCAAUUCUCUUGAAAACUUGAACCAUUAACAAAUAAAAAGUAUUGAUGGAGGCAUGAAGCAAAGUUGUGCUGGAUUUUAAGCUUUUGGCAUCAUAUAUAGUAUAUAAUGGAAGAUAUUUCUAAUGAGAUGGGGAAUCAUGGUGCUCCAUAUCUGCUCCCAAUUUUUGAUGGUGCGAAAUGAACUUUUGACGGUAGAUUGAAGGCUCCAAUCUCUGCAUGAAAAUUUAAAAACAUACUAAAUCAUACAAUUCUCUAGGAUGAUUAUUUUAACAACUAUAAUUAUAAUAUUUAUUUUCACAUAUCACUGUAUUUCUCUUUUACGUGUAUUGCUCGUAUCGGAGGAAAAAAACAGUUUUUUUGCAUGAAUAUCCUCCUAAAUAUCAAAUUUUGCAUGAAUACCCUCCAAAAUUGAUAUUUGCAUGUAUACUUUCGUAAAACACUCGUUUUGUUUCUUUAUUCUUUUUUAUUUUUGUUUUGGCAUAUGUACCAACGCCAUCUAAUGCCGUUAAAAAAAUAACGGUUUCUAAAUUAAAAUGACUAAAGUAUUCUUAAUGGGUAGAUGUGUAAAAAUAUAUAUUUAUAAGAUGAUCACGAUGGAGAACAAAAAAGUAAUUUUAAUUUUUUUAAUUAAAAUAAUAUAUGGUUUUUAUUAACGAUGUUAGAAAAAUCGUUAUAUUAGGAGUGUUUGUGAAAAAAUAGUAUUUUAUGAGGAUGCAGAAAUAAAUAUAAAUUUUUAAAAAAUAUUUAUAUAAAUUUAAAUUUUUGGAAGAAGAAGAAGAAACAAGGAAGACGCAUGCGUUGAGUUUAACGUGCCGUUACAUUGUCGCAAGCUACAUCUCCUUUUUCCCAUCUUCCUUCCCCGCCGCGUUCUGCGGCCUCUCCGUGAUGUACCGGAAAUCCAUCGUAAGUGUAUCGAAGCCCACCUCCACUUCCAAAGCCUCCUUCCAUGGGAAUGGGCGUGGUUCAAUGCUUCUCCUCACCUCCUUUUGCUCUUCCUUCCAAACCCUUGCAAUCCCCCAUUCUCCUCCUCCUCCUCCUCCUCCACUGUCACCCAUCUCCAACUCCCUCCCCUCGCUCCUCCCCCUCUCCCUCAACCCUUCCAACACCACCGUCGACCUCAUCUGCUCUCGUCUCAAGCAUCGCCACCACCAACCCAUCCCCCCUCCUCUCCAUUUAAAACAAGAAGCCCACCUCCUCCCUUAUCUCGGUCCCCAAGAAAUCUCUCGCGUCCUCCUCCGCUCCCAGUCUCUCCCCCUCCCCUCCCUCCACUUCUUCCGAUGGGCUCAAUCCCAUCUCACCCCGCCGCCCGCCUCCGACAGCUACUGCAUCCUCGUCCACAUCCUCACCUGGUCCUGCCGCUUCUCCCACGCCCUCGAAAUCCUCGCCCAGCUCCUCCAAACCCACCCCCACCUCGACGCCUUCCAAGCCGUCGUCGCCGCCUCCGCCGCCGGAUGCAACUGGGACCCCGCCGUCUUCGGCAUGCUCGUCAAGGUCCAGGUCAAGCUGGGCAGAAUCGUCGACGCCCUCGACACCUGCCGCCGGGCCGUCGACCUCGGCUUCGCCCCCGACGCCAAUGCCUUCAACUGCCUCCUAAACUCCCUGGUGAGAGCCAACCGCCUUGGACACUGCUGGGAGGUCUAUGGGGAGAUGAGGAGGAUCGGAGUCUCCCCCAACUCCUACACGUUCAAUAUUCUCAUCCAUGCGCUGUGCCGCGGCGAGGAGGACGCUGGCAAAGCGAAGGAGUUCUUGGAGGAGAUGGAGUUGGAAGGGUUCGAUCCUGAUGUGGUCACCUACAAUACUCUGAUCGACGGGUACUGCAGGAGGGGCAGAUUGGACGAGGCCUUCUAUCUGUUCCGGAUCAUGCACCGCAGAGCGGUCGAGCCUGAUUUGGUCUCCUACACGGUUCUGAUGAAUGGGCUGUGCAGAGAUAGGAGGGUGGUCGAGGCACACCAGCUGUUCAACAGAAUGCUUCAGAGAGGUUUGAGCCCGGAUGGCUGCUCGUACAGUGUUCUUAUCCAUGGUUACUGUAAAGAAGGUCAAACGAGGGAGACGAGGUCGCUGCUGCAAGAGAUGAUUUCGGAAGGUUUGAUGCCGGAUAGCUUCACCUGCAGAGCAAUCGUGGAAGGGCAUGUGAAGUGUGGGAGAUUGCUUCCUUGUCUAAACUUAAUUGCGCAGCUCAGGAAGCUUGGGGUUGCUAUCUCAUUUGGUAUGUAUAAAUGCCUUUUCGAAGCGCUGUGCAUGGAGAAGAGGCCGAAUGCGGCGAGAAGUCUGUUGAGUUGGAUGCUAGAUGAUGGGCAUGAGCCCACUCUGGAGAUCUAUAACCUGCUUAUCGAUUCCUUUUGCAAUUGUGAUGGUGUAUCAGAGGUUUUUGAUUUAAAGAAUGAAAUGAUCGACAGAUGUAUCAGGCCUGAUCGGGAGACGUAUCGGAUCCUUGUAAGCUGCCUUUGUAGAUUAGGUAGAAUUUUGGAGGGUGAAUGCUUGGUGAUGGGGAUGAUUGAGUUUGGUCUCAGGCCAGAUUCUGCUAUAUGUGCUGCCUUAGUUUGUGGGUGCUGCAGGGAGAGAGAUUUUAUUAAAGCAGAAUCACUUCUGAAGUACUUUGCAGAAAGGUUUCAGAUUUAUGACAGCAAAAGUUACAAUGCUCUAAUCAGGCUAUACUGUGAGGAGAAGCACAUGACUGAGACAUUGGAGCUGCAGGAUAGGAUGGUUAAACUGGGUUUCGUGCCGAAUAGUGAGACAUGCAAGUCUUUGAUCUAUGGAUUGUCAAGAAGUCAUAGUUGUGGAUAAGUUGUGGGGUUAGAAUUUCAACUUGAUCAGUCAUAUACCUGAAGAAAGAAAAUUUCAGAUGCCCAUAGAAGAACAUGUACAUCAGAAUUGUCGGAAAAUACUCUUUUCUCAUUGUUCGGGAUGGGAACCAAAGAGGGCUCCACUUCUGAAUUUUUGCUGACAAAGAAAAUGGUAUGCAUCCGUCUACACCAUUAAAGUGGUCAGAAUCAACAGUUAGGAGGUGGCGGCCUUGCGGUCCAAUAAGUGAAGAACCUUGGAGCAUUGUCUCCAUACAUCUGCGGACUGACCUGUGUAAGAAGGCAAAAAAGAAACAAUUGGUAGUUAUUGGUACCAUAUGGGAUAAGAAAGUUACUGAUGAAUUUGAAGAAACCUCAAUGAAACAGGCUCCUCGCUCAAAAGGAAGAUAUUUGAAUUUACAUUUUUAAUGACUCAACUAAAAGUUGAAAUCUGCAUGAAGCUAUCAAGCUAUUUGAAUACAUGUAUGCCUUCUUUUGUAUAUAUCAAGUUCUAUUAUCCUCACAUCAAAAGCACCCCUCCCUCCAACUUUAAACCCACACACAAGAAAAAAAAGAAAAGAGAAGAAAAAAAAGAGACAACUAGCAGUUUCAGUGACAAUUAUAGUGUAAAGGUUUAAAGAAGCAACCAAAUGCUUUUUUUCUUAAAUUGAGAAUUGUGACCGAAGUAGUUGCUUUUAUUUGUAGUUAUGUGACAUAAAUGAUGGAACUGUUAGUCCUGAAUAUGAAAUUUCAUUCAUGAAAAAUAGAAGCUGUUUCAGCAAGACCUUUUAAGUUGUAAUACACUGAAAUUUACUGAAAUCCUUCAUCUGAUCUAUAGUUCUGUUUC